AGGAACAACAGAAGACUUGGGGGAUGUCAAUUUUUGGCCAAAUGGCGGGAAACAACACUCCUGCUUAGUUUUGGCUCCAAUUAACCCUCUCCUGACCGAGCUUCUUCCGCUCGAAUCAUUUAAAAACACGUUAUCAUGCCAGCGCAUGCGGGCCACUGAGUUCUUCUCUAUGUCUAUAAUUCCAACUGAAUGUCUGUUUGUCGGUGUGGAAUGUUCCAGUUACGAUGCUUUUCUCCAAGGUCACUGUAACUGUGGAUAUAACGGUGAGAGAUGUCGAUUAAUGGGACAGUACAGCGAACCCGCGGAACACGAAACUAGAUAUUUUCUACAACUUUGGGAGGAGAAGCCAUAUUGUUUGCAUCAGUAUCAAGUCAUAGUUCAUUUGGAAGUGAACAGUGAACACAAGACUUAUGAAACAGUCGAUGCUGUGCUGAAUUUGAAAUUAAAAGCAAGGAACAGUUUUCAAGAGCAUUUGAAAAUAAGUAUCAACUUGCUGGAAGAGUGGCAGACGCACAAGUUUCUUCUCACUUUUGAAAGCCCCGUAGGAAAACCAGAAAUAGCAAGUGCUUCCAUUCAGCACACGGAGCAUGCGCAUUGCGUGUCCUUGGAAGACAUCGAAAUCAACUAUCUAUUACCUGUGUAA
Messenger RNA from Parasteatoda tepidariorum (common house spider), 643 nucleotides. RefSeq names its product pancreatic lipase-related protein 2. NCBI's taxonomy places the organism in Eukaryota, Metazoa, Arthropoda, Arachnida, Araneae, Theridiidae. Gene Ontology annotation, biological process: lipid catabolic process. Gene Ontology annotation, molecular function: lipase activity. The record is from RefSeq and is a predicted model, not a curated record.